Ceratosolen solmsi marchali is the source of this 1795-nucleotide messenger RNA. It is a transcript of the gene Ephrin, whose product is annotated as ephrin. Gene Ontology annotation, biological process: ephrin receptor signaling pathway; axon guidance. The coding region runs from base 294 to 1514 and encodes 406 amino acids. The transcript is spliced from 5 exons. Lineage: Eukaryota; Metazoa; Arthropoda; Insecta; Hymenoptera; Agaonidae. The record is from RefSeq and is a predicted model, not a curated record. Gene Ontology annotation, molecular function: ephrin receptor binding. Gene Ontology annotation, cellular component: plasma membrane.
UACGGAGGUGCGGUGCGCGAAGAGGAGUUGUGCGAGUGCGCCAAGGCCGAGGAUUGGAGUGCGGGCUGAAAUAACGAAUUGACGAGAGUUGGCCUCUCCUGUGGGAGGAUGAGCAUCGCGAGCACCUCGCGGACGACGUAAGUGCGCGGCUCAUUGAAGAUACGCGCUCGCCGUAAUCGACGAUACGAGCGUGGUGUCGUGGAUGUGGCUGUGUUGCGAGAAUAGUGGUGUCAGGUGCUGGAAGACGGAGCUGAGGCGGACGACGGCUCUCGCAGCCGAGGACCGGAGCUACCAUGGUGUCCACCUCCAUAGUCACCCUCGUGUUCCUCGUGUGCCUACAAACGGUGCUGCUCUCGACCGUGAGCAACUGCGCCAAGACCAUCAGCAUGUACUGGAACACGACGAACUCGAUAUUUCGAAUAGACAAUACGGAUCAUAUAAUAGAUGUGAACAAGAACAACGCGGCGUUCGAGUACGACCAAGUGAAUAUAAUUUGUCCGGUCUACCAGCCGGGCACGUACGAUGACGAAGCGGAGAAGUAUAUUAUUUACAACGUGUCCAAGGAGGAGUACGAGACGUGUCGGAUAACGAACCCGAGUCCCCGGGUCAUAGCCAUUUGCGACAAACCCUUCAGGACGAUGUACUUCACCAUAACGUUCAGGCCGUUCACGCCGCAGCCCGGCGGCCUGGAGUUCCACCCGGGCCGCGAUUACUACUUCAUUAGCACCUCCUCGAAGGACGACCUCCACAGGCGCAUAGGUGGACGUUGCACCACCCACAACAUGAAGGUCGUAUUCAAGGUCUGCUGCAACAACGAGGGCGAUUCGUCCUUCUACCCGGCUACAUCACGCAACAACUCAGUCGGGGUGACGAGCAGCAGUACGAUGAGCAGCAGCGGCGGUGGUAUUGGCGUCGGCGUCGGCGGUGGUGGUGGCGGUCUCGGUAUCGGCGUCGGUGGCGGUGGCGUCAACGGAGGCAGUGGUAUUGGCGGCAGUGGCAGUGGCAUCGGCGGUGGUGGUGGUGGCGGCGGCAGUGGCGGUGGAGGAAGCGCCGGCGGCAGCGGCAGCUCGGGCAACACGGCGAUACUAAAUGGGAACAACGGCGGUGCCAUAUCCCCGGCACUGCCCCCCUCGAUCUACAAGGGAGGCGAUCGCUUCUACCCGGGCAACGUCCAUCACGGUCACGACCACGGACAGCACCAGCCGACGGAUCAGGGCACAUCGCCCGGCCUCUCGCACGUGCCCCAGCAGCCGAUGUUCCCCAACUAUCCGCACCAGCAGCCUCAGCCGCCGAUGUACCCGGGUCCACCGGCCUCCCAGCCACCCAAGACCUCCAUCACCCAGAAGAAGAAAAACAAAGAGUACUCAGACCACCCCAACGAGGUGGUGAAGAACGAGGAAUUGACGUACAACGGGGCGAGCUCACCGAGACUGCGGUUCCUGAUCCAGGAGCAGCAGCUCGCGUGGACGCUGGCGCUGCUGUGCGGCGCACUUCUGCCCCAUUUGCUACGGUGAAGCGACUCAUGGGCCACUGGUCGUCGAAUCGAGCCUCGUCAACGAGCAAACUAAACAACGGAAUAAAACCCCCUUCUUCUGUGAUUGUAAUCCUACGUUUGUAAUUCAUUUCCGCUGGAGCGCCGGUUCCGUUCUCGGAACGCACGAGCCUUCGCGUAUCCCGUUGCGUGUAUGCGCCUGCAACUACGACUAUAUAUUUCCGAUUAAAAACGAAUGUGUGCGAGUAUGCGCGACUCCGACCUCCCACCCAUCCACCCACCCACCAAUCCACCCACCCACCC